AUGCUUUCUUCUCUCCGUCCUGUCUUUGCUCCUCCUGGUGUAUUUGUUCGCCAUUUGCACUUCCACGAGUAUCAAUCUAUGAACCUUUUACAUCAUCAAUUUCACGUCGAUGCUGUACCAAAGUGUUUUUACGCUAGGAACAGUAAUGAGGUCGAAGACUAUGCCAGAAGGCUCGGCGGUGGCGAUGUUGUUGUCAAAGCUCAGGUCCUCGGUGGUGGUCGCGGUAGAGGUCACUUUAAAGAGAACGGUUUUCAAGGCGGUGUUCAUAUUGCGAGCUCCCCCUCAGAGGCUCGAAUCGUGGCUGAGCAAAUGCUCAACAAAUCACUCGUUACUAGGCAGACUGGUCUUAGUGGUAGAACAUGUAAAGGAGUCCUUCUCUGUGAGAAGUUGCCGAUAGUCGCGGAAAAAUAUUUUGCUAUUAUGUUGGACCGAGGGCUUGGUGGACCGGUGAUGGUAAUGUCCAAGCACGGUGGUAUGAGCAUCGAGGAGGUCGCUAUAGAGCACCCAGAUGCUGUCACUAAAAUCCCAAUUGAUGUCACUACUGGCCUCACUACUCGUCAAGCUGAGGAGGCUGUCGAACAUUUGGGUUUUAAUGGUGACCCCUCUGCAAUGGCGACUCUGAAGGGCCUCUACAGGACUUUCGUCGGAGCCGAUUGCACUAUGUUGGAAGUCAACCCGUUGGCUGAGCUAGAAGAUGGGAGAAUUAUGGUAU
Perkinsus marinus ATCC 50983 is the source of this 712-nucleotide messenger RNA. RefSeq lists its product as hypothetical. NCBI's taxonomy places the organism in Eukaryota, Perkinsozoa, Perkinsida, Perkinsidae. Gene Ontology annotation, cellular component: mitochondrion; succinate-CoA ligase complex. Gene Ontology annotation, biological process: succinyl-CoA metabolic process; tricarboxylic acid cycle. The annotation marks the transcript as partial. The record is from RefSeq and is a predicted model, not a curated record. Gene Ontology annotation, molecular function: ATP binding; succinate-CoA ligase (ADP-forming) activity. The transcript is spliced from 2 exons.